This is a messenger RNA of Symsagittifera roscoffensis, 1603 nucleotides long. RefSeq names its product acid phosphatase type 7-like. NCBI's taxonomy places the organism in Eukaryota, Metazoa, Xenacoelomorpha, Acoela, Convolutidae. The record is from RefSeq and is a predicted model, not a curated record. The transcript has 6 exons. The coding region runs from base 139 to 1557 and encodes 472 amino acids. Gene Ontology annotation, molecular function: metal ion binding; acid phosphatase activity.
GCAAGUUCCAUCCAAUUUUAUAGGCUAACAGAGAAUGUUGCAAUAAAUCAGAUUAUCUCAUGAUCUGAGCUGAUACUGUCGCACUACUAAAUCAUUCAAGGCAAUUAAACGUCACAUAAUACCAGAAAGACAAAGAAAAUGCACACAAAAAUAUCAGCGUUAUCUGUUGUUAUUUUGCUAACAUCAGCAGUAUUUUCUCUUCCAAGCGGAGACGGAAAUGAAAUUAGACAACAAGCAUCUUCAGAAGAACUGCAGGAUGUCGAAAGAGUGUCGGCCAAAAAUCCAGAACAGAUUCAUCUUGCAUACACCGGAGAAAUAGACUCCAUGUUCGUGACUUGGAGCACCUUGCUAGACGCUGAGAAGGGAUCUGCCACUUUCUUCUCAAAAGGCACUUCACCAAAAACAGUCGAAGCCUCCAAGACACCCCUGGUUCACACUGAUGAACUCAAUGGAAAAUACUUAACACGGACCACUUACACAUACAGGGCCACGAUGCGACCUCUUCUACCACAUACAACAUACACCUACUUUGUGCGAAAUGGACUGCGAGAGAGUGAAUCAUUCAACUUCACCACCUUCCCAAAUUCCACCUCUGAAGAUCCUUUCCUUCCCAGACUUACCAUAUAUGGAGACAUGGGAGCAGUGAACCACGUGUCACUUGCCAAGAUACAACAAGACCUGGACAAAAAAAACUUUGACAUGAUUAUUCAUAUCGGCGACUUCGCUUAUGACAUGAAUGGCUUUCUGGGAGGCAAGGGAGACUUGUUCAUGAAUGAAAUCCAGUCGGUGGCUGCCAGAGUACCCUACAAUGUGGCAGUUGGCAACCACGAGCACCACAACAACUUCUCCGAGUUUGCGGGAAGAUUCACAGGUCCAGCUCCCAGUGUUUUCUAUCAUAGCUUCAAUGUGGGACCCCUGCACAUCAUUAUGUUCAGCGCCGAAUUCUAUUUCUUCAUUAACUUCGGCACUGAACAAUUACAAGCACAGUACAACUGGAUAGUAGAGGACCUCGCCAGAGCCAACACCAAAGAAGCCAGAGAGGCCCAGCCAUGGAUAGUGGCUAUGGCUCAUAGGCCGAUGUACUGCAGCAGUCUCAGCCCCCUUGCUGCAUGUACCAAAGAGGACAACCCAAUGCGACUGGGAAUCGAGAGCAACUCCACCAGAUUGUAUGAGUUGGAACAAUUAUUUCUAGAAAAUGGGGUCGAUCUUCAGUUCUAUGCACACGAGCACAAUUAUGAGAGACUGCUGCCUAUAUAUCAGUACAAGUACGAACAAGUUGCAAACACUUCAGAAUACAAAGAUCCGAUCUAUCCAGUGCAAGUGAUCACCGGGUCUGCCGGCUGCCGUGAGUUCCGGGGCUUCUUCCGCUACCCUAAGCCAGACUGGAGUGUGUUCCGGACUAACGAGUACGGAUUCACAAGACUCAAAGUCAAAGACAGACUCACAAUUCAACUGGAGCAGUACAGCAUAGAACAGGCCAAAGUGGUGGACAAAUUCACUGUUUCCAAGUCUGGAAACUAUCCUAACUUUGGAGUUGGCAAGCCAGACAGAUUUUAGGAAAUCAAAUUAACAUAUUUGAAUCAAAGACUUGAUUUCCCAUAAU